AUGGCGGAAAUUAAGCAAAUGUUUCUGAACUUGACAACUGAGAUUGAAUAUCUAAGGAGACAAACAGACAUUAUACCGGUUCUAAAGCAGAAUCUUACUGUUCUUGGUAAAGAAAAAAAGUUACUGCAAAACAGAGUAUUCUUUUUGGAAGCGGAACUGAAUAAACUAAAUGCCUCUAAGCCUCCCUCCUAUGAUGAAUUAAUGACGUAUCUAAGAGGGACAAAACAAAUAGUUCAAACUCUGGCGGCAAAUGAAGAAUACGACAAAAAUCUAACGCAGCAACUGAAUAAAGCGGAGAAUAAUAUCGCGAUUUGUGAGAAGCAAAACAAGAACAUAACGAAACGACUUGACGAAGUAUUGAAUAAUUUAGUGAUACACGAAAAGCAGGAUAAAAACUUUACUCAACGAUUUAAUGAAAUAGAGAAUAUUUUGGUGGAAUAUGAUACGCGGGGAAAAAACGUCACUAAACGACUUAAUGAAAUUCAUAAUUAUUUUGAUUGCAAAUGA
This is a messenger RNA of Saccostrea echinata, 507 nucleotides long. RefSeq lists its product as uncharacterized. The transcript has a single exon. The coding region runs from base 1 to 507 and encodes 168 amino acids. The record is from RefSeq and is a predicted model, not a curated record. NCBI's taxonomy places the organism in Eukaryota, Metazoa, Mollusca, Bivalvia, Ostreida, Ostreidae.